Mya arenaria is the source of this 1821-nucleotide messenger RNA. RefSeq lists its product as uncharacterized. NCBI's taxonomy places the organism in Eukaryota, Metazoa, Mollusca, Bivalvia, Myida, Myidae. The transcript has 2 exons. The coding region runs from base 109 to 1821 and encodes 570 amino acids. The record is from RefSeq and is a predicted model, not a curated record. Gene Ontology annotation, biological process: positive regulation of DNA-templated transcription. Gene Ontology annotation, cellular component: nucleoplasm; chromatin. Gene Ontology annotation, molecular function: ubiquitin-protein transferase activity; zinc ion binding.
AAUGCGAUCAAUACACACUGUUUAAUAUUGAGCAACACUUAAAAUGUGUAAAAUAUUUUAAAACAUAAAAGGGCAGUUCGUGUGGACUAUAUAAAAUAUUGAAAUAGAAUGGCUUCAAAACACAGGACAUCAUACAAAGACUCACUGUUAAAUGCCUCAGAUGAGAUACAUGACUUUUCCUGCUCUGUGUGUAAGGAUGACCAUCUCAACACCGAGGCUAAAUAUUUCUGUGGGAACUGCUCCAAAUAUUAUUGCGACAAGUGCCUGACAUUACAUGCAAAACUCCUCAAAGAACAUAUUGUGUUGGGUCGUAAGGAUGUGGACAAGUGGGUGGGGCAGGGAGACGCCCUGAUAACCUGUGACCUUCACCCUUCAAAGAUCUUGGAACUGCAUUGUGAAGACCACGCUGAAAUGUGCCGAAGCAUCAGUUUGAUAGCGGACUUAGCCAGUGGAAUACACAAGAUGGACGACUUUAAGCAACUUUCUGCCAAAGUAACUAAGGUAUUGGCAAGCCUUAACAAAAUCGUUGAGGCCAGAAAGAAUAACCAGAACACGCUGCAGGCUUCAGGCAAAUCUAUCCUGACUACGAUCGACAACCUAAGGAAGACACUGAACCAGUUGCUAGAUGAGAUUGAGAAAAAGACAGUGGAAGCAAUGGACAGUGUCAUGUCUGACCUGAAUGGGUCAAUACAGAUGGAUAUUGACCAGUGCGACAAUCUACAUGACCAGCUUAAGGCCUUACUGGACACAAUCCAGGCCCAGGGUGAAAACAACGAGUCCAUUUCCUACAUUGGGUACACAAAAGGCCAGGAAAAGAUUGCAGAGGUCAACAGCCUGCUUAAGCAGAUGUCGACCAGACCAGAGGCGACUAUCACAUUCCAGCCUGACACACAAGCUGAACAAUUACUGUCUAAACUAAAGACACUGGGAUACAUCCAGUGGUAUCCUUACAGACAGUUUCAAAAUAAUCCGGCUGGCGUGACAUCACCUAGAGAAGUCAAAAGUUGGUUUGAAAUAUCUCAAGUUUUUAAGGUACAAGGGACAGAAACAUUCAAUAUAAAAUUGAACGCAUAUAAAAGGCCCUGCAAUAUAACUGGUAUUACAGAACUUCCAGGAGGAAAGAUUGUUCUUGUAGACAAUUACAAUUGUGAGGCAAAGGUGCUAAACAGCAUGUACAAGGUCACAUCCCACUGUGAUCUACCGGAGUUUCCAUGGGACAUCUGCCACAUCUCAAAUGAAUUAGUGGCUGUAUCAGUAAGCUCUAAAUCUGGCAGAUAUGAAGUCCACUUCCUCACGAUGUCCUCUGACACAAUCGAGAUGACCAGUAUAUUAACAGUUGACCAUCCCUGUGUUUCCAUCCGGCACCACCAGGGUCAGCUGUAUGUAAGCUCCGAAAAUGCCCUGUACCUCUACACCACAGCUGGCAGACUGGUUAAAAAGAUAUACGAAUCCACAUCUAGGCAAUGCACAGUGAGCAGCUUUGCCUUGAGCACAUAUGGAAGUAAGAUCUACAUAGCUGACCCCAGCCGCAAUACAAUUGUCACUAUUGACAACACGGGCAACAUUCUGGCCACAUUGCAAGACCCUGACAUUAAGAUGCCUAGUUCUGCACACGUAAGUGAGUGUGGACAUGUGUUUGUGUGCGCAUAUGGCACAGACACUGUGUUGCAGAUUGACCAAGAAGGCAAACAGAAGCUUGCCACACUGGUCAAGAAGAGAGACGGCAUCCACGAGCCACAGACAGCCUGGUACAGCACCCGCACUAGUAGGCUUAUUGUGGGAGGAAAACAGGAUGACAUUCUGGUGGCAGAACUCCAGUAG